Molecule: messenger RNA, 810 nt
Organism: Moneuplotes crassus
Lineage: Eukaryota; Ciliophora; Spirotrichea; Euplotida; Euplotidae
Source: the annotation of a GenBank genome assembly
AUGGAAACUAGUGAGAAAGAAUCCCUUGUAGAAAUUAAAUAUCUGCAAAAAUCAUUACUAGAACAGGAAGACCGGCUUCUGAUCUCUUUAAACAACAUUUUUAUUGCAGAUGUCACAAUGGGAGUUCUUGAUACCACUUGUCUUACCAAGGUAGCUAUCAAUGGAGAAGAAAUAUAUACUCUCAACUUGCAAGAUCAUGACAACGAUAAGAACAGACUUUAUAAGAUAAAAUUUCCUAAUAGAGCUACCUUUGUUUUGAAUAUUUUUCCAAUGAAGAAGUGUUUAGAUAAACAGAUUGAGAGAGUUUUAACACAGCUAAGAUCUGGAAAGUUCAAGAGUAUACUUAUAGAGUCUCUCUGUGGAAUACAGGAUAAGAUAUUAAGAAGAAUGAUGAAGCCUCUAGCAAGGAUUCUCCCUUCAGUUACUUCAAACGUCUCAUUUUCUUUUAUGGGAUUCACUUCGAAGCAGUUUCUUACAAUAUUAGGUAACUGUGACAAUCUGAAGAUGAUGGAGUUCUAUGAUUCAAGAUUUGAGGAGAUUCCUAUCAGCAGUUGGUUAAAUAAAGCUCCUAUAAUAGCAAAGAAAUAUCCUAAGAUCAGAGGUUUAUAUUUUUCAUAUUGUCAACUAUCUGAUGGUAGUGAGUGGAGACCCAGUCAUUCAGUAUUACCUUCCAUCCUAGCUACAAUUAGCGCCUGGACUCUUUCACAAUCUCUUGAGAGUAUUAAAGUAAGUGGCAAGUUUAUAACCCUGACUAAUCUCAGAGAGCUAUUAAACGAAGCUGGCCUUCAACAUAUUGAAUGUAAGUAAAAU